AUGGAAGAGCCGCUACUUAGGCAACGGAAUGCGUUAAACGUAUGCCCGGUGCCGACCUUACUAUUUUGGCUGGGUGCGUCGGCUAAGGUAUGGACAGAGCUACAUUCAUUUGGCUCCCCUGCAGAGGACGUUGGCGGAGUAGCUUUCUCGGACGAAACGUACUGGGAUAUGUAUGAUACGGAGGAAGAAGAGGAAGUGAAGCGAGCAACCCAUACGAGCUUGCAUCGAGGAAUACCCACAAAGCUCACAGAUCCAUCCCAUUUUCUUCGUCUAUACGAACCUCGCCACACGCUGGCGUUACUGUCCCUUUUACCUGAAAUAGAAUUAUGGUUAAGAGCGAAUCGAAGCAUUGGCAUGCAUCCAUUUGCCUACCAGCACGUCAUUUCGAAGAUAGAAGCCUUCACGAAUGUGUCAAUUACAUCCCUUGUAAAACCCAUGGAUGCUAAUUUCAGUGCCGAAGGGUUGAGUUCAUUUCAUAACAAAACAGAGGAAGCAGGUUGUGAAAGCGUGGAGAUGUGCUUCUGGAAGAAGAUCGCGCCACUCUAUGCACAACACGCCCGCAAUGUUCUCUCACGGAUGCCCUGGCUAAUUGUGAAUAAUUCUGUCUUCCAGGAGGCGCUUUCGGCGUAUGAGACUCGGGUCUAUCGUGGAACCAUCAUCCGGUCUUUUACGUUCGUCACGUCCUCGGAGGCCCGCGUCGAGCGUCUCCUGCGGCUUGUGCAGUGCCUGUGGGAUCGUGUAGAUCGGAGGCUUUCGUGGCGACCACCGCCGCCACUUCUUCCCUGGAUCGAUUUGGACAAGGUUAUCGGACCGCCUCGUAGGAUACCCAAACCGACAGCUGACGUAGCGGGAUCUCCGACCAUAGCCACGCGAAAGGCGCUGGAGGCGAUACCAAUCCGCGCGCGCUAUCGGCAUCAUCCGUGGAAACAGGUCUUGCCCACCGCGGUGGUCUAUCGGUAUUCGGAGAAGUGUAAAUCGUGUGAUGUGUACGGGAAAGCAUUCGAUCUACUCCCGGCAAUCUACCGACGGAUUUGUGAGCAUGGGCACUACAGUAUUGUGAGCUGCAGCCCUCUGAUACUUUUCAUAAGGAUGCGGGAGACUCGUAUGUUUAGGCGUCUGCCAAGUUUAUCGGUGUACGCGCGUUCGUCACACUUAAGAGAUAGAGCUGAGGAGCCUUCAUUUAGUCAGUGGGAUUGGACACUUAAAAGCGGCGGAAGAGGAGGAAGUAAUGAGGACGACAACAACAAGGGCAGCGGUGAUACUGAAGAUGCAUUAAACGAGAUCGAUAUCGACGAACUUCGUGAAUUUCUUCGUCGGCCUGAUGACUUUAGGGAGGUACCCGUGCCCCAUCUUUACAUAGAAAAUCCAAAGAUAAAUAACGUGAUCUUAUCCGUUCUAAUGACGCUCGUUAAGCAAGGGAGUAUCCAACUUCGUCUGCUUUCACGACAGGAAUUAUUAGAAAUUAGGAAAUCCAAUCGAGAGUUCAUGGAGGAAGCAAAUAGGCUCAAUCAAAGUCGCAAAGAAGCAUCCCCUGAAGGGGACAUGCCUAAUGCAUCUUCUGAUACCAAUAUGGGGCCUCCAAAAAAGUUUCAAAAUGUGUCCACUAUUGACAAAAGUUUAAAAAAUCUCAUUGAGUAUCAUAUGGAAAGGAUAUUCGACAACAGCACGCAACAAGGCGCCAAAUGGAGUGUGGAACCUGAGAAAGACGCAACUUCGUCUCAUUCUCAACCCUCUUCUUGGUAUGGGUUGGCAUGGUCACGCAUGACGGGGCUUUUGGAUGGAAUCAUUUCUUCAUUUUACUUAAUACUGCUUAUCCUGCUUGUCAUAGAACAAUAUCGAUGGAACCGGCACCGGACGAAAGAAAUUUGGUAA
Molecule: messenger RNA, 1872 nt
Organism: Phytomonas sp. EM1
Lineage: Eukaryota; Euglenozoa; Kinetoplastea; Trypanosomatida; Trypanosomatidae
Source: the annotation of a GenBank genome assembly